CCAUCCGGCCCCGUCCCGCCGCACGCCCACCAUCCAUGAGCUCCACGCAGUUCAACAAGGGCCCCUCGUACGGGCUGUCGGCCGAGGUCAAGAACCGGCUCCUGUCCAAAUAUGACCCCCAGAAGGAGGCAGAGCUCCGCAGCUGGAUCGAGGGACCCACCGGCCUCUCCAUCAGCCCCGACUUCCAGAAGGGCCUGAAGGACGGAACUAUCUUAUGCACACUCAUGAACAAGCUACAGCCGGGCUCUGUCCCCAAGAUCAACCGCUCCAUGCAGAACUGGCACCAGCUUGAAAACCUGUCCAACUUCAUCAAGGCCAUGGCCAGCUACGGCAUGAACCCUGUGGACCUCUUCCAGGCCAACGACCUGUUUGAGAGUGGGAACAUGACGCAGGUGCAGGUGUCUCUUCUCGCCCUGGCGGGGAAGGCCAAGACUAAGGGGCUGCAGAGUGGGGUGGACAUCGGCGUCAAGUACUCGGAGAAGCAGGAGUGGAAUUUCGACGACGCCACCAUGAAGGCCGGCCAGUGCGUCAUCGGGCUGCAGAUGGGCACCAACAAAUGCGCCAGCCAGUCGGACAUGACCGCGCAUGGCACAAGGAGGCAUCUCUAUGACCCCAAGAACCAUAUCCUGCUGCCCAUGGACCACUCGACCAUCAGCCUCCAGAUGGGCACGAACAAGCGUGCCAGCCAGGUAGGCAUGACGGCUCCCGGGACACGGCGGCACAUCUAUGACACCAAGCUGGGAACCGACAAGCGUGACAACUCCUCCAUGUCCCUGCAGAUGGGCUACACGCAGUGCGCCAACCAGAGCACCCAGGUCUUUGGCCUGGGCCGGCAGAUAUAUGACCGCAAGUAGUGCCCGCAAGGCACAGUGGCCAACGGGGCUCCCUCGGGCACCGGCGACUGGCCGGACCUGGGGGAGGUCCCUGAAUAUCCCCCUUACUACCAGGAGGAGACCGGCUACUGAGGCUCCCCGCACACUCUCUCCCCACAUCGUCUCCCCAUCUGAGUUUUUCAGUUUUUCUGUGUUUUCAUCUUUUUUUUUUUCUUAACUGGUUCAGUGCUGCCAGUCAACCAAGGGUCUGUGAGUGCCAGCGUGGGAUCAGGCAGCAGAGCUUUUUUCCCCUUUGCCUUGAUCCUUCGCAAGACUGAGAAACUGGGCUGUGGGGGAAGGGGUCAAGGCCAUAUCCCAAUAUGUGUAGGUCGGGUCCUUGCUGGCACGUUCAGGCUGUGCUGGGGAGAAGAGACCUGGGCUUGGAAGGAACUGGUCCCCGAAGGUUUCUGUUUGUCUCGCCUCUUCCCCCUUUUGUCAGCUGAGCAGUUUGUGUUUCUGUGCCCCCAAGUUUCAGGAAGUAUUCACAAAAGAAAAAUACAUAUUUUUUUUCCCGAGAAGUGGGGCAGGGACAGUGGAGAGGGUGCUGGGAAAUGAGUACCCUGGGAAAGGGGGCCUGGCCAUGAUGCUAAAUAUCUUCAGUCCCAAGUGACUGCACUUCCCUAGGACCUUGAGACCAACAGAUCUCAGACCCUCAGACCUGCCCCAGGGCCAGGUGGGGAAAGUGAGGGCCAUAACAAGGAAGUGAA
Molecule: messenger RNA, 1579 nt
Organism: Symphalangus syndactylus (siamang)
Lineage: Eukaryota; Metazoa; Chordata; Mammalia; Primates; Hylobatidae
Product: calponin-2-like
Biological process (GO): actin filament organization; actomyosin structure organization
Cellular component (GO): focal adhesion; actin cytoskeleton
Molecular function (GO): actin filament binding
Source: RefSeq, a predicted model, not a curated record